Messenger RNA from Drosophila hydei, 491 nucleotides. RefSeq lists its product as uncharacterized. The transcript has a single exon. The coding region runs from base 95 to 364 and encodes 89 amino acids. The record is from RefSeq and is a predicted model, not a curated record. Lineage: Eukaryota; Metazoa; Arthropoda; Insecta; Diptera; Drosophilidae.
UGCUGUUAGGAGUGGGCACAGUACAAUUGUUUUGCUCGUGGAAUUAAGAGCUCCAGUUAAGCAAAGGAUUACAAGAAAAUUAAAAGUGAAAAUAAUGCCGCCACCACAUCACGACGACCGCCUCUUUGGCAUCCAUUUGGGAUUGCACUUGGGACACCAUCAUAGUCACCAUGGACACCAUGGACACGGACAUCCGCCGCCGCACCAUCAUCAUCAUCAUCAUCACGGACCACCACCGCCGCCGUUCUACGAUCAUCAUCAUCACCAUCAUCAUCACGGUCCACCGCCACAUCACGUACACCAUGAUUAUCAUCAUGGCCACUAUGAGCAUCAUCAUCAUGGACCACCACAUCAUCACUGCUAAGUGUUGACUUGGAAUGCGAUGGGCCACAAAUUUAUCUAUUCUAACUAUUGUGAACUGCCUGUGAAGUGAAUUUACAUACAUGUAAAUGUAUACAUUUAAUCACGAAUUUUAUUUAUUAAACACAAAA